Molecule: messenger RNA, 3766 nt
Organism: Etheostoma spectabile (orangethroat darter)
Lineage: Eukaryota; Metazoa; Chordata; Actinopteri; Perciformes; Percidae
Product: gamma-aminobutyric acid receptor-associated protein-like 2
Exons: 4
Coding region: 118-492 (124 amino acids)
Source: RefSeq, a predicted model, not a curated record
CGUUUUGUUUUGGUCGCUUUUGUCUGGAUUUUUGGACAUUACGCCGACAUUAUCCGCGGAUUUAGAAGCCCGCCCUUCGACUCUACCAUCACGCCUCAGUGCGGGGAUCCAGCAAAGAUGAAAUGGAUGUUUAAAGAGGACCAUUCCCUGGAGCACCGAUGUGUGGAGUCAGCCAAAAUACGAAACAAAUAUCCUGACAGAGUACCGGUGAUAGUGGAGAAGGUUUCCGGCUCGCAGAUAGUGGACAUUGAUAAGAGGAAGUACCUUGUGCCCUCUGACAUCACAGUGGCCCAGUUCAUGUGGAUCAUCAGGAAACGCAUCCAGCUGCCUUCAGAGAAAGCCAUCUUCCUCUUUGUCGACAAAACUGUCCCCCAAUCCAGUCUGACCAUGGGCCAGCUGUACGACAAGGAGAAGGACCAGGACGGCUUUCUGUACGUGGCCUACAGCGGAGAAAACACCUUUGGUUACAACGCGGGGCUAACACUUUGCUGAAUACCAGUCUCCCCCCCCCCCCCCCUUUCUCUCUCUCUCUCUCUCACACACACACACACACACACACGCAGGCCCGACAUAUACUGAUGCACAAUGUUUCAAACAUUGGUCCUUUCAAGGAAUGCACCGUCACACUUGGCACAGUUAUUUACGGUCGAUUUUUGAUACUAGAAAAUACACAUUUUAUGGUGAAAAUGAAUGACACCAAAAUGCUACAAUAACCAAACGAGUAACAAACAGACUCAGAUGAUCAUCAGUGUCAAGAAAUGCUUGACCCAAUGCUUGGUCCUUUCUCAUGAUUGCUGUUUAAAAGUUGUGGAGAGAAAUAUCGUUAACACUGCCGUACAAUAAGAAUAACAACGCACUUUAUAGGCACGUCAGAUAUUCAUUUUCCAAGUAUCUACAUCAGUAUUACAGUAAAUAAAACAGCUCAUUUAGGUUUGACACGCACACCCACACACGCACACCACCACCACACACACACACACACACACACACACACACACACACACACACCACACACACAACACUCACACACACACACACACACACACACACACACACACACACACACACACACUCUUACAUUGCUCAUUACCCAAUCAUGCUCUAUUUUCUUUCAGUCCAGCUUUGUUGUCACAGAUAUUUUUGUUCAGCUGAAGUGAGAAAGAAACUCUAUAACCAUGUGACUAUCUAACCACAUUAUGGAUGUAUUUGUGUGUCUCUUUCAUAUCAUCAUCAUAUGUAUAAAAACGGUGUGUAUAUUUAACUUUAAAGCCACAGGUACACGCAGCACUGCGAUAGGCUGUGAGAACAAUAAGCAUGUGAAAGGAGGCAGCUCAUGCUAUCGAGACGGUGAAUGAUGGAAGCUGCUAGGAAGGAGGCAGCCGGUGUAAAGUUCAGGGGCGAUCCUAGGAUCAGAGCUUUAGGGGUGCCUGGAACCCUUUUAAUGGCAUUUUUUUUAAACAUUAUUCUACUGUGCUAACUGUGCAUUUAACAUCAUUUUGGACCACCAUCAUAGGGGAAUCGCUAUAAGACACCAACACUUCUUAGAACACUUUAAUGCUGAGCCACAGGGCCACAAAGGUCAGGUGUUAUUACACAUUAAGUUGGAAAUGUAUCCCUGAAGAAGUGACAUUUCCAAAAUGCAGUAUCAAUAACUUUUGAUAAUUAGAGAUAUAUGCAAUUUGAACUAAUGGCUGACAAGCACUAUUUUCUGAAAAUGGCUCAGAAUUUUGUUUCUAAAUGAACUAGGCAUCUAGAUUCUGGGUUUAGUUUCACGAUAUUGUGAUAUUGCUAGAGCAGAACUCCUUAACUUAGUAUCAAGUUUAAAAAAAGGCUAAAAUGGCCCCUGGUGUAGUGUGUCCAGCUCAGGGCCAAGGCCAGGGCCAGGGCCAGGGCCAGGGCCAGGGCCAGGGCCAGGGCCAGGGCCAGGGCCAGGGCCUGUCCUUCCCAGCCUGCCUGUUAUGUAAUGGCACACUGCGUUGGCCAGCAGCAGGACAUAAACCACAGUGACCUGCUUAUGAAAUCCAACACUUUACUUGAAGUUUACAGGGUCGGAUUGGGACUUGUUUCUAAAAACGCUGUAGUUAGCUUUUGAUUCGGCAGUUAAGGUGAUCUAAGGUUCUGCGGAGGCUCCACGCAAAGCGUUCUCCGUACUCUACGUAAGUGGCCUGAUGUUUCUAGAUGAGCAUUUGUGACUGCGUCGAUCUCUUUAGGAGAAUAGCAGAGCUGGUGUGUGUGUGUGUGUGUGUGUGUGUGUGUGUGGUAGAGUGAGUGAGAGAGUAAUGGGAUUAUCUUCAGAGCGAGUAGUGACUCUAGAGUCCUAGUGAGAGAAACAAAAGGUCUCCCCUGUUCUUUCUGCCCACGGUGGGAGAUCUGUAGCAGGAGAAGUUAACCCUCUCCCAAAAUGCAACGCCAGGGCUGAGCUACGUGCGUCGCCGCGACAUGUAGUUACGUUUCUUUCGAGAGGUGCACGUCAGGCUACAGUGUAGGGUCCGUGUCUCCAUGGACCUACGUAUGUUAACAGAAACAUAAAUCACGUUUUACUGUUACUGCUUUACUUUCAAUUUGUUUUUCCACAUUUGAGGUUUAAGCAUUGAAGCCGUGUGAAACCCACUUUAAGACUUGUGAAAGCUUGAUUCUUUAAAAAUUCUAAAAAGGGAUAUUUCACUCAUUUGUCUCAUGCAGACCACAUUGGACCAGGUCUAGAAAAAAAAUACUAUACAUAGAUGUUUAAAGACCAGACUCCCUUAUCCCAGACAGACUAAAGAUUAUUUUCCUUUUUCAGAUUUGUGAAAGCUUCACAGUUAUGUUAUGUUUCCCUUAACGUUAGCUGCCGAUUCGGACGCUGCGAACUGGAAACUUCAGCGUUGUUAUUUUUUUACAUUGUCAUCACAGGUCACCUAUCUGACAAUUAUAACCACAUAAAAGUUCCUCUUCUUUUAUUAUUAAUCUGUAACAUUGUGUUCCAGAAAUACUGACGCAGAGUUGCACUUUACCUGUUCUCCCUCGACCAAUGUGUCUAGCGCAACAUCAGUUAGCGCUUCCUACAUUCCCCAGAAUGCCUUUCGACAACCUCAGACAUUUAUCUUAUCUCAGCUUAAGUUCAAGCACAGCUUGUCUUUAGAAAUGAUGACUGCUAAUCCACUGUGAGCCAUCAGCACACAAACAGGUUCCCCAUAACAUCACAACAUCGUUAUCUAUGACAUGUAGUAGUUUUGUUAUUUGUUCCUGGAAUGAGACAGAUACACAAUAUUUGUCUUUGCACAUUACAUCUUUUUCAUAUGUUAAGCUGAUAUGUGGGUUAAUAAAAUCACUGGGUGACAGUGCUUUCACAUUUAAUGAUUAAACACACAUAUUUAUUCAACUCAAAAGGCCCAUGGUUAAAGUAUACAAUAGUGUAAGUCUGGUUUUUACAUACUUGAAGUGAAGUGUUGCUCAGGUCUUUGGCUGCACGGUGUCGUCCUCCUCUCUCACAUGACUGGCUGCACCUGUAGUUUCUGGAGUGGAAUCAGAGCGAGGCGUGUUUCCAUCUUUUACCCGACCCAUUGAAGUAUUCAUAUUUGUGCACCACAAAAGCUGAUUCGGGCUUUUAAACAUAGUAUGUAGAUGUGUAAUAUAUUGAUGGAAUGCUAUGAUAUUCAGUAUUGUUUUUAUUUCAUCAGUGCUGUAUGAUUGUUAAAUAUAUCUUAAAGACAUAAAGGAAUUUUAGAUAUUUGAAAAAGGUAAAAUAGCUGGAAAACCUGACCAAUAAAAAUGAAUGUAAAAUGAA